This is a messenger RNA of Gigantopelta aegis, 2422 nucleotides long. RefSeq names its product transcription factor Sox-2-like. The record is from RefSeq and is a predicted model, not a curated record. Bases 257 to 1264 code for a protein of 335 amino acids. NCBI's taxonomy places the organism in Eukaryota, Metazoa, Mollusca, Gastropoda, Neomphalida, Peltospiridae. The transcript has a single exon. Gene Ontology annotation, molecular function: RNA polymerase II cis-regulatory region sequence-specific DNA binding; DNA-binding transcription factor activity, RNA polymerase II-specific. Gene Ontology annotation, biological process: cell differentiation; anatomical structure morphogenesis; regulation of DNA-templated transcription.
GUUGUAUAGCAUAUUAGGAGAAGAAAGGGAGUGUUUCGGUUGUUGCAGCAAGGCUAUAGACCAGUGUGAAAGCGGUAAAGAUUUAUCAUUUUAUCUAUCUGUUGAACAACACGACACAGUGUGUUAUUGAGUGUGGAGUGGACUUACGGCUACAAUCAAUUCACUCGCAUAGUAGGACAACAAGGGAGGAGAAAAAACUUUCUUUCUUUUCUCUUCGGAAACUUCUCGUGUCGAGUUGUGCACGCAACCCGACUUGAUGUAUACGACAUUAGGUGAAAACGAUAACAUGGAGGUGGACCUGUCCAAGACCGCCGUUCCCCCGUCGAGCAUGCCGCCGUCGUCGGUGCCGCCUCAGCACCAGGGCCACGCGCCGCCACCCCAGGCGCACUCCCAGAACAACCCGAACAUCCAGGCAAAUUCGCAGAACGGGGCCAACAACAAUUCGGCGGCCAAGAACGCUCAGUCGAACGCGGACCCUCGCGUCAAACGUCCCAUGAACGCCUUCAUGGUCUGGUCCCGGGGUCAGCGGCGAAAAAUGGCCCAGGAGAACCCCAAGAUGCACAAUUCUGAGAUCUCCAAACGCCUGGGGGCCGAGUGGAAACUGCUGACGGAGGCCGAAAAGCGGCCGUUCAUUGACGAGGCGAAGCGACUUCGGGCCAUCCACAUGAAGGAACACCCCGACUACAAGUACCGACCCCGCCGAAAGACGAAGACCCUGAUGAAGAAGGACAAGUACGGCUUGCCUGGGAUGCCGGGCAACCCCCAGAUCCAGCAGGCCAGUCGCGAGGCGGCCGCCAUGUACCCGCACAUGAACAGCUACAUGCCCAACGGGUACCCGAUGAUGGCCCAUGACCCGAACGCCUAUCACCAACAUAUGCAGAACCAGAUGGCCGGCUACGGCUACCCUGCUCAGACGAUGGCCGCCGCCCAGAUGCCCGGCUCCUACAUGAACGGGACGUCCACGUACUCAAUGUCGCCCAUGGGACACUACGCCAUGCCGUCGGCUCAGGUCACCCCUCCGUCGAUAAAACGAGAAACGAACACCCCGACCCAACCGACGGGCCACCCGAACCCAUCGGCAAAAUACCCCGAAGAUCUCCGACAGAUGAUUCACAUGUAUUUACCCGGCGAGCAGGGGGACCACGCUGCCGCAGCCGCAGCCGCAGCUGCACAGCAACGGCUACAACAAAUGCAAGGACAGUACGGUAUUCCGACAACGAGCGAAAGCCACGUGAACAAUACGGUGCCGUUGUCGCACAUGUAGAGAGAGAGAUGGACACAGAGAGAAAUAAAACUCAAUAACAAGUCGACUGACAAGUGAAAUUGACGGCGGCAGUGAACACACAAAAACCCAAACCCCCGUGCUCUGUGUGGAACAGUUGUGCGAACGUGCCAAAGGUUUUGCACACACGUUUUCUUGAUGCGCGGACGGAUGGACGACUUGUUAUAAUAGUAUCCGUCAAGUGAGUACAACACGAAAUACAGACUGCGAACUUAUUAAGAAUUCUCUCUAAAAGGUGUGCGAGAUUCCGUGAUAGUGAAAUCCAGGGACCAAGCUUCUCAACAAAAUGUGCUAAAUAGACAUUUUUUUACACUCAUUUUUUAAAACUGAAAACAAAAAUGAGUGAUCGUCGCAAAGCGGUUUACAUUGUGCGAGCGAGAGAGAGAGAGAGGUAGUGUGAAAUACAUUUCAUUUGUUCAUUCCAUGAGGGUAUUUGUCGAGAGAUCAAUUUCCGAACAUAAUGUUGUGUUUUCAUGUCAAUAACACUGGGGUUCAUUCUUUUUAUACUUGAUUAGUAUAGUCCCAAACGUCCCGAACGUAGCAUAAUAACAGUUUUUAGUUCAUGUUUUGUUUAUCAGAAAGCAUAGUGUAAAAAACCAUUCAUUCCAUUUUUCAUUGUCUAUAGUAUUUUUUGGAUGUGUUUUUUUAUGUAUCAUUAUCGUUAAAAAGACGCCUUUGUAUAGAUGUACAGAAAAUGUUAGGAUAUUAUAUAUUAUUAUUAUUAUAUUUUACACACAUUUUGUUCGCGCCUUUAUAAGCCGACAACUGUGUGAAUCUAUUUAACGAUAAGAAAUUCACACGGCACAAACUGUUGUCUAAUUUAUUUCAUACAUUCCGUUUUAAGACUCAAUGUCGACGUCUUCAAAUUAUAUACAGUAAUGAAGAAACUACUUCCAACAUUUCAUUUGUGGGUUUUUUUUUCUUUGUUGAAUUUCGUUCCGAGGUGUUCUACAUUCCAAACUUUUUUGUCUCCUCUGUACGUAUUUUCGUCCAUGUUAUAUAUUUUGUUGAGCUUAUGAUUACGAUUUUACUUACUUGAAAGAUGAUUUGUACAUAUAUGUCACUUUAACUGUUAUUUUGGCGCAUAAUUCAUUUUUGAGAAAAAAGAAAGAAGAAAAAAGUAAAAAUACAAAAUAUGAA